Seriola dumerili (greater amberjack) is the source of this 1553-nucleotide messenger RNA. RefSeq names its product RAD1 checkpoint DNA exonuclease (gene rad1). Gene Ontology annotation, biological process: DNA repair; DNA damage checkpoint signaling. The record is from RefSeq and is a predicted model, not a curated record. Lineage: Eukaryota; Metazoa; Chordata; Actinopteri; Carangiformes; Carangidae. The coding region runs from base 150 to 983 and encodes 277 amino acids. Gene Ontology annotation, cellular component: checkpoint clamp complex; nucleus. Gene Ontology annotation, molecular function: 3'-5' exonuclease activity. The transcript is spliced from 8 exons.
ACAACUGUGUGGGUCGCUGAACUACAACUUUAACUACAUUAUAAGCAGUAUCCAAAUUUGACAGGUUCAGAUGAAGUGGUUAUUGAUCUAGACCUGACCUGAUAUGGUCUAGAUGGGAAACCUUGCAUUUUCUACUACAUAGUGCUACAAUGCCUCUGUCCACCCAGUCUCAGGCUGACGAUGAACAAUACGUUUUAGUUGCCAGUUUGGACCAUGCUCGCAACCUCUCCAACAUACUGAAAGCAAUCGCCUUCAAAGACCAUGCCAUCUUCAGCGCCACACCCAAUGGCCUGAAGGUCACUGUGGAGGACUCCAAGUGUCUGCAAGCCAAUGCAUUCAUCCAGGCUGAGAUCUUCCAAGAGUUCACCAUAAAGGAAGAUUUGGUUGGUUUUCAGGUCAACCUCACUGUUCUGUUGGACUGCCUAAAUAUUUUUGGAGGAAGCACAGCACCAGGGGUGUCAACGGCCUUGCGCAUGUGCUACAAGGGGUACGGUUACCCUCUGACCUUGUUCCUGGAGGAGGGUGGCGUGGUGACUGUUUGCAAGAUCAACACACAAGAACCUGAAGAGCCAGUUGACUUUGAAUUCUGCAGCACCAACGUCACAAACAAGGUGAUCCUGCAGUCAGAGAGUCUGAAAGAACCCUUCUCUGAACUGGAUAUGACCAGCGAGGUGCUACAGAUCACCAUGUCCCCUAGCCAGCCAUACUUUAGGUUAUCCACGUUUGGGAACUCUGGAAAUGCUCAUUAUGAUUAUCCCAAAGACUCAGACAUGAUGGAGCUGUUUCGGUGCACCAAGACACAAACCAACAGGUACAAGAUGUCCCUGCUGAAGCCAUCCACCAAAGCCCUGGCAUUGUCCUGUAAAGUCUCUGUGAGGACAGACAGCAGGGGCUUCCUCUCUCUGCAGUACCUGGUCAGGAACGACGAUGGACAGAUCUGCUUUGUAGAAUAUUAUUGUUGUCCUGACGAGGAGGUGGAGUGAUUACAGUGCAUUCAUUAAAUUCCCCUUUACAUACGCACCUUAACUUCAGGAGUGGCCAGUAGCUUUGACUGAGUGCAAGGAUGAGAGGACAAAGUCUGCCAGAGGAGGCAGUACAGUCAGUGCAGUGCACACAGGAAAAAAAUACAGGACUUAUAGUGGGCAUAAUGGAUAAUGGACAUAGCGAGAAAGGUUGUUUUAAAAAAAGAACUGGUUCCUCAUUUUCCAAAUACUCACAUUUGAGUGGACCAUUGCCUCUGGACUUAUGGAAAGAUAAUGUCACCUACCUGGUCUUGUAUACCUGUGUGUAGUCUGACCACUAUCAUACUGAGUUCAUGAUUUCAUAGAUUUGGAAAAUUAUUUGUAUGUAGUUACUGUAUGUUGUUUGUUACUAUGGAGACCUAGCUAUUUUGAGUCCAAAGCCCCUCAACAUAAGAACACUGCCUGUAAGUGAUGAGUCUGCAUGGCUUGUAGUCCAGGAUUUGUCUGCAUACAGAACAUAUCUCAUAUCAUCUUUCUGGAGCAGAUAUGGCACACUGGCACUAUUUUCUCCUGGUGUGUGAGCUCUGCACA